AUGCAGAGGACCCUGAAGUGCAGCAGGCUGGUCCUGGCUCUCUCUCUCAUCCUGGUUCUGGAAUCUUCCGUUCAAGGUUAUCCUUUGCAGAGAGCCAGGUACCAGUGGGUACGCUGCAAUCCAGAAAGUAAUUCUGCCAAUUGCAUUGAUGAAAAGGGACCAAUAUUGGACCUACUUCCAGGUGAAUCCAACAGAAUUCUUCCUCCAAGGACUGACCCUUUUUCAAAGAUGAAGUUCCAGAACUUGCAUGAUGUCUUCCCUUUUUCUGAGGACUUUUCUGGAUCAGGCUCUGGCUCCGGCUCUGGAUCGGGAUCUGGAAGUGGCUUCAUUACUGAAAUUGACCAAGAAUAUCAACCAGUGUAUGAAAACAAAGCUUUUGAUUACAAUUUUAGGCCCCUUGAGAGUAAUCUGCCUUCAGACAAACAGGACUUGGAUCAAGACGGAUUAGAAGCGGAUUUUAUAUAA
Orycteropus afer afer is the source of this 465-nucleotide messenger RNA. It is a transcript of the gene SRGN, whose product is annotated as serglycin. Gene Ontology annotation, cellular component: secretory granule. The transcript is spliced from 3 exons. NCBI's taxonomy places the organism in Eukaryota, Metazoa, Chordata, Mammalia, Tubulidentata, Orycteropodidae. The record is from RefSeq and is a predicted model, not a curated record. Bases 1 to 465 code for a protein of 154 amino acids. Gene Ontology annotation, biological process: negative regulation of bone mineralization; secretory granule organization.